AUGAAUAAACAAAAAAAAGAUCUUAAGAAUAAAAUAAAGUUUGAAAGUAAAAUACUGGAUAAUACCAGUAAUUAUUCUAAAAUAAAAAUAUUUCCUAAUAUCGAAAAUUUUGAUAUUGAAGAAAUUAAGAAGACGCAAGAAAAUUCUUUAAAAAAUCCGAAUAUCUCAAAAAAUGUACAUAAUCGUAGUGUUAUUAUAUCUGAGAACAAUAUCACUUUAAAUAAAACUAUUCAUAUAGUCAAAUUUGAUAACAAGAUUGCUUGCGAAAUUAUUCAAAAUGAACAAACAAAUGAAACUGUGGAAAUUUUUGCAAAGAAGAUUAAGAUAACAACUGAUAAAUAUGACAAAAUUAACUGUAUGUCAAAAGAUAUAUUCUAUUCUACCAAUUUUGAUUUAGGUGAUUUAUUAGAAGCUACUAUCUCACAAGAUAAUAAUUCGUUUCUUUCUUGUAUUAAUAAUAAGCAUAUAUUGCAUACAGAUCAGAAUAAAGUCCAAAAAAGUAUAUCGAAAAAUCAAAUACAAACCAGUAACGAUCAAUCAAUAGAAAAAUCGGACGAUAGUUUGGAUGAAGUUUCGAGUAAGCGACGGAAAUUAAUAAAUGAAAGUGUACACAGUAUCAGUGUUAGAAACGUAAAUGACGAUAUAGUAACGUUUCAAAGAAAUACAUUAAUAAUGGAACAGCAAAAUUAUGAGAUAAAUGAAUCAGAUCAGAACGAAUCAUUGAAUACAAAUUCAAGAGGGCAUACAGCAGGAUCAGAAACUUCUAUUAAUUACCAAUCUAAUCCAUAUAGGCAUGAAGUUGACUGGAAUGAAUUGGAAGCUAUUAACGAAGAUGAAUUGGAGGAACAAGAGAGAGGUGAAGAUGAGAACAAAUUCGAAAUGCUUGAUUGCCCAAAAAUAAAAAAAAUAUCUCCUAAUUGGCAUAUUGUACCGGAAAUGAUAAAUCGCCAAAUAGGUAGUAAUCCAUUAUUCCAAAGACGGUUUUAUGGUUCCUUAUAUGCAGUAGAGCGGAUGAAUCUUAUGUAUAAACUUCAUGAAGAAGACUUGGAUUGUAUAAUAAAUGGCUUAGAUUUUAAUGAAAAUGGAAAUUUAUUAGCGAAUGGCGUUUCUAAUACAAUUUCUAUUUGGGAUUGGACUGUAGGGAAAAGGCUCUACUGUAUUACAAUCAAUAGCAUCUCUGUAAUAUUUUAGAUGAAGUGGUUGCCGUUAAAAUAUUUUAUAAUUAUGUCUGGUGAAGACGGUUGGAUACGUUUGUUAGGUACUGAAUAUACCAUGUCGCACAAAUUGGCAAAGCAUCAUGGAAGAUCGUAUAAAUUGGCUGUGCAUCCUCAAACACCUCAUGUAAUCAUUUCUGCUGGAAGUGAUUCAAGAGUGUUAUCCAUAGAUAUUCGGGAGAGCGAACCAAACGAGUUACUUGUAGUAGAGGAAAAUUCGUCAAAGGUAUUAUUAUAUAGUGUACAUUCUAAUCCUUCGAAUAGUAAUGAAUUUUGCGUUGCUGGUAAAUCCUACUAUACAAUGGUAUAUGAUCGGCGAAAAGUUUCGAAGCCGCUUUAUAAACUAUGGCCCAAUAAUGUGGAAAACAACAAAAAUGUAUUCGUAAUGUCUGCUAUGUAUAAUUAUAACGGAACAGAAAUUCUUGCUUCGUAUAAUAACAAAUACCUAUUCCUAUUUAAUAAAUUAAUGUCGGAUCGUGGAGAUUACGGCCAUAUGUAUCAGAAUUAUACUGACAAUAAAUCACUAUUACUAGGAAACAACUUUUUCGGACCUAAAAGCGAAUAUAUUGUAUCUGGAUCCGCUAAUAAAAUAUGUAUUUGGGACAAAAAUUCGGAAUCUAUUGUACAGCAUAUGGUAGGAGAUAAAGAAUCUGUAAGUCAUAAACUUAAUGUAAAUUACUUAGAGGGUCAUCCGCAUAUUCCUAUUCUUGCGACAAGCGGAUGUGAUCAUAACAUUAAGCUAUGGAUGCCUUCGAAAGGAAAACUUUCAAUGUUAGAGUCAUUCGGAAAUCAUUUUGAUACGCACUCGAGGAUGCCAUUAUUACGUAAUUAUGAACUUGAAAAUUCAAAUCGAGACGAAGAUAACAGCAUCGACGACGACGAUGAUGAUGAUAUCUUCGAUGAUGACUCCGAUGAUGGCUUCUCGACGGAUAACUCAUCUAUCGAGGAUAAUCAAUCCGAAAGCGGCGAUGUUGAAAGAAUACACUGUCCACCAUCUUAA
Messenger RNA from Cyphomyrmex costatus, 2214 nucleotides. RefSeq names its product DDB1- and CUL4-associated factor 8. The record is from RefSeq and is a predicted model, not a curated record. Gene Ontology annotation, cellular component: Cul4-RING E3 ubiquitin ligase complex; cytoplasm. Gene Ontology annotation, molecular function: protein binding. Lineage: Eukaryota; Metazoa; Arthropoda; Insecta; Hymenoptera; Formicidae.